Molecule: messenger RNA, 1692 nt
Organism: Diaporthe citri
Lineage: Eukaryota; Fungi; Ascomycota; Sordariomycetes; Diaporthales; Diaporthaceae
Exons: 1
Coding region: 1-1692 (563 amino acids)
Cellular component (GO): membrane
Molecular function (GO): acetylglucosaminyltransferase activity
Source: RefSeq, a predicted model, not a curated record
AUGAACUCACCAAUCUCCCUGUCACCAAAGGACCUCAAAAUCAUGGGUGCCAUGAUGCCUCCCCCGCAACGUCUCUUCAACAUGCGGAGCCCAUUCUCCAGGGCAAUCCUGCUGGCCGUCGUGGUGCUCCUGCUCUUCGUUAUGACGAUGAAGCAGAACACCUACGAUGUUCGCUCCGCCGUCAUGAAGGCUGCGAACACCGCCAAGCAGACCAUGACCACACAGCACCCGCUCGACUCGUCCGCCAACGCAUAUGGCGUUGACGACAGCCGGUGGCAGGACGUGCCCUCCAACAGCUCCGCCCUCAUGAACUGCAACUACGACACAAAACACCUCAAGGAGCUGCAGGACAGGUACGAGCUCGGCGAGCAGUUCGAGUACUUCAAGCGAUAUGUCAAGGUUUCGCGUCAAGACAUUGAGAGGAAGUCCAUGACCAAGCUUGACCAGCGAUUCCUCCCCAACACCGCUAAGACGGUCGACUUGGGCAAGAAGAACUUGAACGAGCAGUGCCCCGAGCCGCUUGUCGUGCCCGUCACCAAGUCACCCGCCCCUGACACUGCCAACCUGACCGACUUCAUCUUCGGUGUCUCAACCACCUACAAGCGUUUCACCGAGCCCGAGACGAGCCCCAUCAACGAUUGGAGCUACUGGCUUACGGACAACCACGGCAACUCCAACGGCGGCAAGAUGGUUCUGCUGCUCCUGGACGCCAGCGACGAUGAGCUCUAUGACGCCUGGGAUCGUCUGCACAAGGUUGGAAUUGACGCCGAUGUCUUCCACUCUGACAGCUCCAUGGAAAUGGCCGUCCGCUACCUGACCCUCGUCCCAACCCUCUACAACCACCGCGAACGACCCAACAAGAAGUGGCUGGUUCUCUGCGAUGACGAUACAUUCUUCCCCUCUCCCUCAUCACUCACCAAGCGACUGUCUGCUGUUGAUGCCAGUCGGCCCCUCUACAUUGGCACCUUCUCCGAGGAUGUCAAUCAGGUUCAGCGUCAUGGCUCCCAGGCCUUCGGUGGUGCCGGUGUUUUUAUCUCCCUGCCCGUCGGUCAGAUGAUCAACGAGCUUUACGAGACAUGCAAGACUCCCCAGAAGUUGCAAGAGGCCGAUUCCGGCUGGGGCGCCCAGGGAGACAUUCUCCUGCGGAAGUGCAUCUACGAGAACAGUGACGUUCGGUUGACUCUUGAGAACGACCUGUGGCAGCUUGACCUGUACGAGGAUCCAUCCGGUUUCUAUGAGAGUGGAAUCAAGCCUCUGUCCCUGCACCACUACCGCGGUGGCGGCUGGCACUAUGCUUACCCCUUCGAGUACACCAAGAUCGCUCAUCUCUGCGGUGAGGACUGCACCAUGCAGCGCUUCAUGACUGAGGAUGAUUUUGUCAUCUCCACUGGCUACAGCAUUGCGCAGUACCCUGAAGGUGCCAACUACAACUGGGACCAGAUGGAGCGAACCUUCACACCCGCUCCCGAGGACCACGGCUGGAACCUGGAUCACGCCUUCGGCCCCCAGCGAUCGUCGCUACUGAGGACCGGUGAAAAGAUUGCUUGGGACCUCAAGACGGCAAACGUCAACGAGGAUGGCACUGUCACACAGUUCUAUGUUCGGAAAGCAAAGGACCCUCGGUGGGUGGACGCUGAGGGCUGGCCGAUGAGCCAGGUCGACGGAGUCAUCGAGCUCGUCUGGCUUCCAUGA